Molecule: messenger RNA, 950 nt
Organism: Acanthisitta chloris (rifleman)
Lineage: Eukaryota; Metazoa; Chordata; Aves; Passeriformes; Acanthisittidae
Gene: RAB39A
Product: RAB39A, member RAS oncogene family
Exons: 1
Cellular component (GO): Golgi membrane
Molecular function (GO): GTPase activity; GTP binding
Source: RefSeq, a predicted model, not a curated record
AUCAAUAACACGUUCCUAUUAUCGCAAUUCUGUGGGUGGAUUACUGGUGUUCGACAUCACGAACCGACGAUCUUUUGAACACGUGAAAGACUGGCUAGAAGAAGCAAGAAUGCACGUGCAGCCUUUUCAGAUUGUGUUCCUGCUAGUAGGACACAAAUGUGACUUAGUGUCACAGCGUGAGGUGACGAGAGAAGAAGCUGAAAAACUGUCCUCUGACUGUGGUAUGAAAUACAUAGAAACUUCAGCAAAAGAUGCCACGAAUGUUGAAGAGUCCUUUACGAUUCUCACACGAGAUAUCUAUGAACUUGUGAAAAAUGGAGAAAUCUCCAUACAAGAUGGAUGGGAAGGUGUCAAGAGUGGCUUUGUUCCAAAUGUUGUACAUUCCUCAGAAGAAGCUGUAAAGCCCAGAAGACAGUGCAACUGCUGAAUUUGUAGCAUGCCAAAGAGCCCCUUGGGUGUUCAGAAGAUGAUGCCAACCUAAAUGACAGCAUAAUAAUUUUGAAACACUAUUAGAUCAUGAUGUAGCUGAAUCAUAGAACAGUAAUUUGGUUUUGUAUCCUUCUGUCUAGGUCAUAACUUCAUAAAAGUUUUAAGUGCUUUUUAUCUUUGCAGAGUACCAUAACUUUGUGUGGUCUUCAGGAAAAGAAAUGUUACAUUGCUAAAGAAAAAACUAAUCCUAUGGCAAGACACCGAGAAAGCGCAAUAAUCAUUGUCGUGACAUCAUCCUUGCUUGGGCUUUGUAUUUUGAAUGCUGUUUAAAAUCAAGGCUUGCUAGGUGAGGACCAGAUGAGCUCGUUACUUUUCUUCAUCCUGCCUUAGCUUUGAACAAGAAAAUAUUAUACCUUAUACUUUUUUAAUGUGAUUCUUUACUCAAGUGCAGGGUUGCUAAUGACCAUUAAUGUUUAGAAUGCUGUAGAAUUUGAUAAUAAAGAUAAUUCUAAAGAAAGCAA